Lolium rigidum is the source of this 792-nucleotide messenger RNA. Its product is annotated as probable glutathione S-transferase GSTU6. Gene Ontology annotation, cellular component: cytoplasm. Gene Ontology annotation, molecular function: glutathione transferase activity. The record is from RefSeq and is a predicted model, not a curated record. The coding region runs from base 1 to 792 and encodes 263 amino acids. NCBI's taxonomy places the organism in Eukaryota, Viridiplantae, Streptophyta, Magnoliopsida, Poales, Poaceae. Gene Ontology annotation, biological process: glutathione metabolic process. The transcript has 3 exons.
AUGGGCGGCGCAGCAGGAGGAGGAGACGAUGUGAAGCUGCUGGGGACGUGGGCGAGCCCGCACACCCUGCGAGUGCGACUCGCGCUCCGCCUCAAGGGCGUCAGCUACCACUACGUGGAGCAAGACCCCAACAAGGAGAACACCACCGGCGAGCUGCUCCUCCCUGGUAAGCAGCCGGUGAUGAUGAUCCACGGCGGCAAGCCUGUUUGUGAGUCCUCCAACAUAUUGCAGUACAUCGACGACGUCUUCACUGGGGUCGGCCCUGACCUCCUCCCCGCCGACAGCUACGAGCGUGCGGCCGCUCAAUAUUGGGCGGACUUCAUCGACGACACGCUUAUCGAGGCGAUGCACAAGGCGGCAUGGGGCAAAACGGAGAUUGAGAAGGCAGAGGGGAAGAAUCAAGGGGCCGCCGCGGUGAGGGCCCUAGAGGGAGCCCUGAGAGAGUAUUCCACGCCAUUCUUUGGGGGCAAAGCUGCCGGAUAUGUGGACGUCGUGCUCGCCAGCCUUCUUCCGUGGGUGCAAGCCACAGACGCCCUGCAGGGCAUCAAGACAUUCGACCCCGCCAGGACACCGCUCCUGGCCGCAUGGACCGACCGCUUCUGCGAGUUGAAGGCGGCCCAAUCGGUUAUGCCGGACGUGACCAAGGUGGUUGACUUUGCCAUGGCCAUGUCCCUUCGCCGCUCUGGCCAACAGAAAAUGGUUGAUGGUUACCUCGGCGAUGUCCUAUCCUUCCCGCAUCCGGUGGAUCAUUGGCCGUUCCCUCACGACAACGAUACGGCGGUGAUCGUCUGA